Anguilla rostrata (American eel) is the source of this 715-nucleotide messenger RNA. Gene Ontology annotation, molecular function: protein histidine phosphatase activity. Gene Ontology annotation, biological process: peptidyl-histidine dephosphorylation. Gene Ontology annotation, cellular component: cytosol. Bases 63 to 425 code for a protein of 120 amino acids. The record is from RefSeq and is a predicted model, not a curated record. The transcript is spliced from 3 exons. Lineage: Eukaryota; Metazoa; Chordata; Actinopteri; Anguilliformes; Anguillidae.
CGUCUCCACCAAAGGUUGCGUUUGAAAAGGGAUUGCUUACGACUGGCAGAUCCGUUAAAGCAAUGGCCGCGAAUGUACUGUGCAAAGUUUCUGAUGUUGAAAUCGACCCUGACGGAGUGUUCAAAUACAUUUUGGUCAGGGUGAAGGUAAAAGACGGAGCAGAGUACAAAGACAUAGUGAGAGGCACAAAGAAUGCUCAGUAUCACAAUCACAUAUUUGAGAAGGUCAGUCCUGAGAUGCAGAACUUCGGACUGGACUGCACCUGUUUGGGAGGGGGGAAGAUUGAGCACAACAGUAAGGAGAAGACGAUCAGAGUUUUUGGUGAAUCUACAGGCUAUGGCAAAGCAGAGCAUUCAGUGACUGCUGAAAAGCUGAAGUCCGCCUUCCAAGACUACAAUAUCACCUGGUCUGAUGACAAAAAGUAGACCGUAUUUAAUUGGGCAGUAUUUUACGAAUCUGAUAUUAAUUUCAUAUUACUAAUAUUCAGCCCCAUUACUAAAACAUGUCAAGGCUACCUAGACAAUAGUUGCAGUACAUUUUGGUAUUUUAAAAUUCACUUUGGACAAUGUAUAUAAACCGCUGUUUCAGCACAAAGUCAGGUCAGAUGUAUUAAAUAUCUUGUCAGCAUUAUACCUACUAUAAUUUAUUUAGCUGAUUCCUUUGCUGUGUCAUUGGUACCCCUGUGAGACUCAGAAAUAAAAUAGUAAAGCAAUAA